Meriones unguiculatus (Mongolian gerbil) is the source of this 3568-nucleotide messenger RNA. It is a transcript of the gene Fgf10, whose product is annotated as fibroblast growth factor 10. Gene Ontology annotation, cellular component: cytoplasm. The record is from RefSeq and is a predicted model, not a curated record. NCBI's taxonomy places the organism in Eukaryota, Metazoa, Chordata, Mammalia, Rodentia, Muridae. Gene Ontology annotation, biological process: positive regulation of ERK1 and ERK2 cascade; positive regulation of protein phosphorylation; limb development. Gene Ontology annotation, molecular function: type 2 fibroblast growth factor receptor binding; growth factor activity; chemoattractant activity. The coding region runs from base 752 to 1399 and encodes 215 amino acids. The transcript is spliced from 3 exons.
AGAGCCCACCUCUGGCUGAAAAGCACUGACAUUUAGACUCCAAGCUUCAACCUGUUUACAAGCGUCUUUCCUCGGGACUUGGAGGUGGAGGGAAGGGCCAGCCGCCAGCCGCCCCCCAGACAAGAAGUGGCUUUCGGGAGACUUCACAUCAGCAGGCACCACCAAAAAGAGAAAGGAGAGAGAAGAAAACAGCAGCGCCCGGGCAGCCGCCUCCAGUUCUGACAACUCCAGAGACACACUUUUUAGAGUGGCCAGCAGGCUGGGACUCCGCAGAGAAGGGCCAGAAGGUGCCAGCCACAGAGGGGCGCAGAUGUCUCCCUGCACCCCCACCCCACCCACUUGGGGUUUUGUUCACCGUGCUGUCAUCUGUUUUUCAGACCUCUUUUGCAUCUAACAUGGUGAAGAAAGGAGUGAAGAAGAGAACAAAGUAACCCCCACCCCCCGAGGAAGGCGAAGAGCUCUGGUGACCAACACCGCCAGUUCCUACUGCUGUGGCCACCCACGUCCAGGGUUCACCCGGAGCCUGGAGAGACAGACGCAGGCGUUGGACCAGAGCACGGAGCGAGGACAGGCAGCCGGCCCUUCCGAGGAGUUAUGGAUGUUGGUGCCCCCGCUUCUGGCCAGAUCCGUACCCAGAGGGAGCUAACCGAUAGCCACCACCUCCAGCUGUCUGCUCGCCUCGCACCAGCUCUUACCCUUCCAGUAUGUUCCUUCUGAUGAGACAAUUUCCAGCGCCGAGAGUUUCAGUACAAUGUGGAAAUGGAUACUGACACAUUGUGCCUCAGCCUUUCCCCACCUGCCGGGCUGCUGUUGCUGCUUCUUGUUGCUCUUCUUGGUGUCUUCCAUCCCUGUCACCUGCCAAGCUCCUGGUCAGGACAUGGUGUCACUGGAGGCCACCAACUCUUCUUCCUCCUCCUCCUCUUCUUCCUCCUCCUCCUCCUUCUCCUCUCCUUCCAGUGCGGGAAGGCAUGUGCGGAGCUACAAUCACCUCCAAGGAGAUGUCCGCUGGAGAAAGCUGUUCUCCUUCACCAAGUACUUUCUCAAGAUUGAGAAGAACGGCAAGGUCAGCGGUACCAAGAAGGAAAACUGUCCGUACAGUAUCCUAGAGAUAACAUCAGUGGAAAUUGGAGUUGUUGCCGUCAAAGCCAUUAACAGCAACUAUUACUUAGCCAUGAAUAAGAAGGGGAAACUCUAUGGCUCAAAGGAAUUUAACAAUGACUGUAAGCUGAAAGAGAGGAUAGAGGAAAAUGGCUACAACACCUACGCCUCCUUUAACUGGCAGCACAAUGGCAGGCAAAUGUAUGUCGCACUGAACGGAAAAGGAGCUCCCAGGAGAGGACAAAAAACUAGAAGGAAAAACACCUCUGCUCACUUCCUCCCAAUGGUGGUACACUCCUAAAAGAAGGCACUGUUGGUGGACACAGCAGCACAACAAACACUCUUUGGCAAGGAGCAGUUGGUGUCCUCACUGAAGACCAUAAUACAAACGGCAAAGGCACACCACAGAGUUCAUCUUGUUUAAAGGAAGGAAAGCUUUGGAUGUUUUUUUAUUCACUGCUGACAUAUGAAAUUCUUUUCACUAGCUCUGUGUCAUGCCUUAUAACCAAGAUAGAAGCAAAUCAAAUGGGAUGAAAAUUAUCCUCAAGGGAACAACUUUGUGCCUGGGUUGGUUUUUUGUUUGUUUGUAUGUUUUGUUUCGUUUUCUUAAGUUUUUGUUUUUGAACUUCUGAGAUAGGACUUAAAGGACAUGAAACACUCUGUUGAAUGAUCUUUGGGAAAGUUAUUUAUGGAAUAUGAACACAUAUUAAAGACUUUCAUUGCUCAUUCAAGCCUGAUGAUUCAAUGAGCAGUAAGACACGCAAGCAUUUACUGGAAAGCACUUGGGUCGUAUCAUAUGCGCAACCAAAGGAGCUUUGGGUGUGGCACCAUGGAAGAAUUGGGUCAGAUUUACAAAUAUAAACAUAUUAGUGUGAAACUGUUCUAACAAUACAAAUAGUAUGGUUAUGCUUGUGCAUCCUGCAUCCAUCCUUUUCUAUUUCUUUCUAAGUUAUUUAUUUAAUAGGAUGUUAAAUAUCUUUUGGGGUUUUAAAGAGUAUCCCUCAGCACUGCCCUCUGAUUUACCUUCUCUUUUUUUUUUUUGGCACCACACGCACGUUCAUGACAAACUGUUUUAAAAACUUGGCAAACACUUCAGAAAUAGGAGAUGAGAUCGAGGAAGCAGUAUGAGUGCUUCCCCAUGUGCUCUCCUUGACUUAAUUUACACUUCUGCAAUAAGAACCAUCAGGGAUGACUGUGGCAAAGGUCUGCUAGAGCUUGAGUAGCAGAUAACUGCCAUCAUUUGCCAACACCUAUUAGUCCUGAGGCUUCCUUACCUAGAAUAUAGAAGGGCAAAUCCUCUUUUGUUGCCUCAUUGCAUCUCCAAGAAUAUACUGAAGAAAAAUGAAUUGUUAGAUUUUUUUUUUUUUUUUUUUUUUUUUUUACUAACCUUGUCUUUUACUGAUGAUGGCUGUCCACAGAUCACAAUGGCAAAUGAUGAAAAGGCUAUCUGAAUAUACAAGGGCCCGUUCUAAGUCCCACAGAAUUCUUCUACCCCAAAGGAACCAAAAACAAAUUUGGCAUGAAGUGCAACACUCCCAGGGGCUUAAACUAAGCAAAUAUAUCCUGGUAUAUGUGUAACCAUAUGCUGAAACCUGUUCAAACUGUAUGAUCUAGUCCUUACACAACCAAAUAAAGCUUGUUUUUCUGUAAAUUUAAAGUGUUCUAGAAGGUUCCAUAACAUAACCACAUCGAAAUUCAUUUUCUUAGAGCAGGUGUAGAAAGCAGUCCGUAAGCGCACCACCCGCCCUCACUUUGUAUCUCACUAAAUAAACACAUAAGCUUUAUCUGCAGUGUCUGUAGUGAUGUUUUUUUUUAAAAAUGUAGAAAAUAUUAUUUGUUCUGAAUAUUUUUAAAGUAUAACUCUAAGACUGUGUUGAUGUUGCAGUCUUAUCUCCUUUCUUGUUUGGAAAAGUCUGUUUAUUUUCAUUGUUUGAAUACAGUAUUUUGGUACAAACAAAAAACUUACCAAAUGUGGUGGGUUUUUUGUUUGUUUUGUUUUGUUUUUAUUUUUGUUUUACUAAAAUUUAACUCCAGAAAGGCUGGUGAUUUGUAAUUUUCUUCUAACUUAUUUGUGCUGAUGAUUAGCCAGUGAAAAUCAGUUCUUUAAAAAUUAGUAUUAAGAGUUAAUCAGUUAUUUAAAAAUCAGCUUUUUUGAAAAUAUUCCUGCAGAGUAAUCUGACAAAGGUCAUAAUUUAUGAUUUCUUUGAAAAGCUGGUAUUUCAAGAGAAAUGCACGGCACAGUGCUUUGGUUAAUAGGUAUAGUUGCAUUUUGUGGUAUUCUUUUUUCGACUUGUUUUAUGACAAAUGGGAUUUUUAAAAUGUAUACUUGUUGUGGUUGGAUUCUGUAUGUUAGAAUUUAAUUGGUAACCAAGUCUGAGAGCUCUAAUGUAAUGCAUCUCUAGAAAAACUAGGUAUCUUUUUUUCUUUUGUUUUAAAAUAAUAAUUAUACCUGACACAUGAACACAGACUA